This is a messenger RNA of Antechinus flavipes (yellow-footed antechinus), 819 nucleotides long. It is a transcript of the gene MYL2, whose product is annotated as myosin light chain 2. The record is from RefSeq and is a predicted model, not a curated record. NCBI's taxonomy places the organism in Eukaryota, Metazoa, Chordata, Mammalia, Dasyuromorphia, Dasyuridae. The coding region runs from base 65 to 565 and encodes 166 amino acids. Gene Ontology annotation, cellular component: myofibril; cytoplasm. The transcript has 7 exons. Gene Ontology annotation, molecular function: calcium ion binding. Gene Ontology annotation, biological process: heart development; muscle cell fate specification; cardiac muscle contraction.
GGGAGGGGCAGCAGUCGGCAUCCCACUUGUCAGAGCGAAGGAGGACUUCUUGGCCAGCUCCGCCAUGGCACCCAAAAAAGCCAAGAAGCGGGCAGAGGGAGCCAACUCCAAUGUCUUCUCCAUGUUCGAGCAAACCCAGAUCCAGGAAUUCAAGGAGGCAUUUACCAUCAUGGACCAGAACCGGGAUGGAUUCAUUGACAAAGCAGAUCUAAGGGAUACGUUUGCUGCCCUUGGUCGUGUGAAUGUGAAAAAUGAAGAAAUCGAUGAAAUGAUAAAGGAGGCUCCAGGACCAAUCAAUUUCACCGUCUUCUUGACCAUGUUUGGGGAAAAGCUCAAAGGUGCUGACCCAGAAGAAACUAUUCUUAAUGCAUUCAAAGUGUUUGAUCCAGAAGGCAAAGGGGUGCUAAAGUCUGACUACAUCCAGGAAAUGCUCACCACCCAAGCAGAGAGGUUUUCUAAAGAGGAGAUUGACCAGAUGUUUGCAGCCUUUCCUCCAGAUGUGACCGGAAAUCUAGACUAUAAGAAUCUCGUGCAUAUCAUCACUCACGGGGAAGAAAAAGAUUAAGGGUGGGAGGGGGGGUUCUCCUGUUCCUUCAUGCCUUCCAUGGUUAGCAAGUGCCCCAUCCACCCACUUGCUCUGGUCCACCCUGCAUCCCUAAUCUUACUCCCAUUUAUUAACUGUGCUCACACCUUCUCCCAUCAGUUAGUUCUAUGGCACCCCAACCCCAUGUGCUCUGUCCCGCCCCCUCCUGGAUCCUGACUCUAGCUUUCCUUUUACAAAAUGAGAUUCAAACUUGUCUCAAUAAAGUGAAAUUAUCA